Messenger RNA from Effrenium voratum, 689 nucleotides. The record is from the annotation of a GenBank genome assembly. Lineage: Eukaryota; Dinophyceae; Suessiales; Symbiodiniaceae.
AUGGAAUGUUGAGGGAUUGAUGGGCUUCUCGUCCAAUCUGACGUGGUAUGUGGCUCAUAGGAAGUUCGUCCGUUGCCAAGCAAGAUAGAAAGACGCAGCCAUGGGACAGGCAGGCCAGCAGCGCACCAGGCAGAAGAAGCUCUCCGGCCGCAGCAACAGGGUCAAGGGGGUGAAGAAGACUGUGGAGAAGCCAGCCGCAAAGCUGAAGAAGCAGAUCCAGCCGGGCUCCAUUCUGAUCCUGCUAGCUGGCAAGUUCCGUGGCCGUCGAGUGGUAUUCUUGAAGAUGCUGGAGAGUGGCCUGCUGCUCGUCACCGGCCCCUAUGCUCUCAACGGUGUGCCUUUGAAGCGCGUGAACCAGCGAUACUGCAUCGGCACCAGCACUAAGGUGGAGCUGGGUGGCGCAGACUUCAAGUCCGUCACUGAUGCCUACUUUGCCCGUGAGAAGACUUCCAAGAAGGGUCCCAAAACCCAAGAGCACUUCUUUGCUACGGAGCCGCCCAAGAAGGUUUUGCCGCAGGAGAAGAAGGAUGGUCAGAAGAAGCUGGACGAGUCCAUCAUCAAGGGCCUCGGCGAUGACCUGAAGAGCUACCUGAAGUCCCGGUUCUCCCUCUCGGCCAACCAGUAUCCCCACGAGCUCAAGUUCUGAUUAUGUGCAUACGUUUCGUGGCAUUGACAAUGGAGAACGGUGG